AUGAUAUUUAUUGCAUUAUUUUUAAUCGCGCUCACAGCGCUGUACUUCUAUGGCACCAGAAAUCACAACUAUUGGAAAAAUAAAGGUGUCAAACAUGACAAACCAGUUCCUUUCUUCGGUACAAAUGCAAGAAAUUAUCUACUCCAAAAAAGUUUCACAGAGAUGCUUGUUGAGGCUUACUGGAAGUAUCCCGAGGAGAAAGUCGUCGGAAUAUACAGGUCCAAUUUUGCGGGGCUGGUGUUAAGAGACCCAGAUUUAAUCAAGCAGGUUUUGACAACUGACUUUUUAUAUUUUUAUGGACGUGGGUUGAAUGCACAUGAAGAAGUAACAGAACCGAUGAUGAAAAACCUGUUUUUUGCUGACGGCGAUUUAUGGCGAUUGUUGCGGCAACGAAUGACGCCGGCGUUCACUAGUGGAAAAUUGAGGGCCAUGUUUCCUCUAAUUGUCGAACGUUCUGAGAAGCUUCAGAUUCGCACAGCCACGGCUGCUGCUAAAGGCUCCACCAUCGAUGCCCGCGAUCUUAUGGCACGUUACACUACUGACUUUAUUGGAGCUUGCGGUUUUGGAUUAGAUGCUGAUUCUCUCAAUGAAGAAGACUCUGCCUUUAGAAAACUAGGCAUCAAAAUUUUUCAUAUAGGAUUCAAAGAAGCACUGACUACUUAUUUAAAAGAUUUAUUCCCAGAAAUUAGUAAGAGCCUUAAAUCUUUAGGAAGGUUUGAAGACGAAUUAACUGAUCUCGUAAAAGCAAUUCUAAAUCAAAGAAAUUAUCAACCUUCUGGUAGGAAUGACUUUAUUGAUCUCCUUCUCGAGUGUAAGAGCAAAGGAAUAUUGACAGGAGAGUCAAUUGAAAAAAAGAAACCUGAUGGCUCGCCAGCAGAAGCAUCUGUAGAACUGGAUGAUUUGUUAAUGGCUGCACAAGUGUUCAUUUUCUUUGCAGCUGGAUUUGAGACAUCUUCUUCAGCCACCAGCUAUACUUUACAUCAGCUAGCAUUUCAUCCCGAAAUUCAAAAGAAAGUGCAAAGUGAUAUCGAUAAAAUAUUAACUAAACAUAAUAAUAAACUCUGUUAUGACGCUAUCAAAGAAAUGAAAUACUUAGAUUGGACAUUCAAAGAAGCAAUGAGGAUGUUUCCAUCACUUGGGUUUUUGAUGAGAAAGUGUGCAAAGACAUACACAUUUCCAAAAAUAAACUUAACGGUAGACCCUGGCGUGCGUAUAUUCAUACCGGUGCAGGCGCUACACAUGGAUCCCCUGUACUUCGACAAUCCCGAGGAAUUCCGACCAGAGCGUUUUGAUCCUGAAGUUUUCGACAACACAUUGAAGAACAUUUAUAUGCCCUUCGGCGUUGGACCACGAGCAUGUAUUGGUGAACGUUUAGGGCAGAUGCAAUCACUGGCCGGGUUAGCGGCAGUGCUAUCGAAGUUCUCAGUGCGGCCGGCACCAGAGACGGUCCGACAUCCACGAGUGGAUCCACCUGCAGGAAUCGUGCAAAGUAUACUGGGGGGUCUGCCCUUAUUAUUUGAAGAAAGAAAAAUAAGUAACGCAUAGAAAAGGUUAGUUUUUAUUCCAAAAUUUACAAAACUUUCACAUAUCACAAUGAAGAUCGACCUUGCUCUAGAAAACAUAUUAAUACAAAAUUCAGAAAUAGACAUAUUGCGUGUGUAGAGUACAAUCUGAUUUUAGAGAGUAAUGAAUUGAAAUUAUAUAAUUUAUCAUAUUUAAUAUAAAAUAGAUUUUUUUGGAUGUAAGUUGAUUGACUGAUUAUAAUUAUAAUAAUAAAUUUAUGUCAUUGUUAUUGUACUCUUAUAGUGAUGUCUUUGUAAUUAUAAUUAUCGAUAAAAUAUUUUGGUUAUUAUUUUUUUGUUAUUGUCCCACUAUGUGUUU
Diatraea saccharalis (sugarcane borer) is the source of this 1881-nucleotide messenger RNA. Lineage: Eukaryota; Metazoa; Arthropoda; Insecta; Lepidoptera; Crambidae. The record is from the annotation of a GenBank genome assembly.